CGAAGUCAAAAGUAAACUUGAAAUUAUUGUGAAACCAAUAUCUUAUUCAAUUAUUUUCGUAAAAUCUUUGAGGAUAUUGUUGGAUUAAUAUUUCAUCGAUUGUUGAUUACUCCUGUAGCAGCAUGUAUCAGAGCUCUUGUUGAAAUCGUAACCAGUAAGGGAAUAUAAUUUUUAAACUCGUGUAAUUGAGAAAAGAAACAUACCACUAAAAAUUUUGAAACUUUCAAAGCUUGGGUUGUUGGUAAUAUUAAAAUAUUGUUAAAAUGGCAUCUCGAGGUGGACCUAUGGUGUCUGGAACCGAUGGUACAGAUUUUCCUCAAAGACAACGAAUUGCAGCACAAUAUCAAAUAAGUGCACAAAAUAAAUCGAGGCUUAAAUAUUGUGUGUUCUUCCACUACCUUUUAUUUUUUGUAAUGUUAGCUAAGUUAUCAGCUGAUAUACUUGAUAGGCUCGAUAUUUUUAUUCUUGAAAUUGAAGAACUUCAAAUUCCUAAACCUCUAAUAUGGGAAUAUGUCUGGUGUAUAAGCCUUCUAUUCACUUUUCUUGGCCUAGCAUCUAUUCGGAGAAACAGGAUAGUUAUGAUGAAAAGAUAUAUGAUGGGAAUCACUUUAUUUGGUAUAUUGCCGAUUUUAUAUGCCACUAUUUAUUACCUACCAGAUGUAUGGACAUAUAUUACCACUGGUGAAACGGAAGAAAUUGAGUUAUGGCAGGAAUAUCCUUAUGGUUUGCUGUGGUAUGGAUUCAUUAUUCAAGCCAUCCAAGUACAUCUGUUUUCACUCUACUUUGCAAACAACUUAGUUACUGCUUGGAGGGCACGGGGGACAUAUGCAGCAAAAAAAGAUUAAGUUUUAAUUCUCCAAGAAUAAAAUGGCUGGAUGAAAAAAAGAAAGUUGAUUUGAACGAAUAAUCGAGAGCAAUAAUUCUUCUUAUUUUUGUUAUUUUUCUAUAAGGAUAAAACUAUAAUGAAUAUUGGUGUAAGUUGAAAUUUGUACUGGUUAUGUAAUUCAAAGAAUUCGGCAUUGGUUGUGAAUUAUUUUUAUUGUAGAAGUAAUCCUUUCAUAUUGAUGUUUUAAUUUUAAAUUGGUAGUUUUAUUUGUGGUUUGUUGUAGUUCAAAUACUGAUUCGGCAUUAAAAAUGAUAGAAUUGAAUAUUUAUAGACCGUAUGAAUAUAAAUUUAAUUCUACCAUAUCACAAAUUUUGCAUUUAAAUGUAAUCUCAGGAAGGGACUUAAUAAUAAAAC
Molecule: messenger RNA, 1240 nt
Organism: Nezara viridula (southern green stink bug)
Lineage: Eukaryota; Metazoa; Arthropoda; Insecta; Hemiptera; Pentatomidae
Source: the annotation of a GenBank genome assembly